CUGACAAUUUGUAAGCCUAUCAACACUCACAUAUUGUUGGAUUUACGGUGUUCCAUCGCCCAGGUUUCCAAGUUUGCCCGCGCUGUUUGGGUCCGGGAAGGACGCCGCGAAUCAACAAACUCCAGUCACCCAAGCCAACAUGGAAAACUGCGAGGCUUCUGCUACAACACAAUCUUUUACAGCAUCAACGAUGGACAAAACAGUCCCAAUAAUCAUGCCGACACCGAGUCCGCAGAAGCGCGUGUCGCUCAGCGCGAUGCUGGGUUUGAUAAGCUUCCUAGCUUUUGGCGUGUCAUCCUUUCGCAGUGAUUUGUUGCGUCCACAUUUCUCCUCCGAGCGCAACCCGAAAGACCACCGCAUGUUGCCGCCGCCGCCGCCGUCAUGGCCUUUGCGCCCCCUUCUCUAUGGCGUUUUCCCGAACCCCUCCGACCCCUUCCACUUCCUCCCCUGCACCAACUUGACCGUCCCUCCUUCACUCGAUGACCCAGAACUAGAUCGGACUUGGGCCGACUUGUUUGACCCCGAUCCCGACCACUGGAGUUGGGGAGAUGCAACGCCGGGAGAGACAACAACCGAACAUGGCAACCCCUAUGCGGGACGAGCCAUCUACCUCUGCGGCUACCUCACCGUUCCCUUGGAUCACACGAAUAAGUCGGACCCCCGCAUCGCGCGCCUCGCAGUUAACAAACUCCAAGUCGGGGGCCUCGAAUACGUCGACGAUCCCAGUCACACCUGGCUGCCGUGCCGCAAAAGCCCCCGGACCAUUGUCCUCGAGCCAGGCGGACCCGGCGAGAGCGGCACCAGGUGGGCGUGGGAAGAGGCCGAAGCGAUCACGCGCCGGCUUUCGGACGGGAAAUACGACGUUCUUGGCUGGGAUCCGCGAGGCGUCAACGCGUCGUUGCCACCCGUCGCAUGCUAUCCGCACAACGCUCUCCGCGACCGCUGGCGGGUGUUGACGAGGCAGUACCGCGAGGAUCUACAGAUCCCGACCGGCAGCUCGAACUGGCGGACGCCUUCAAUAACGCGACGUUCCGCUCGUGCUGGGAGCGUUAUGGUGACCUUGGCCGGUAUGUCAGCACCGCCUUUGUCGCGCGGGACAUGGAGGCAAUACGCGCGGCGUUGUAGGAGGACGAGUUGACGGGGUAUUUGGUCAGCUAUGGGACAGGGAUUGGACAGACUUACGCCAACAUGUUCCCGAAUCGCGUUGGGAGACUGAUUCUGGACGGAACCGAAUAUGUGAAGGACCAUCGCUUAUUGGGUGGGUGGGGGUGGACUGCGCUCGACAAUGCUACUGAUGCGUGGCGCGACAGCUUUCUCGGGGAGUGCGUCA
Messenger RNA from Chaetomium strumarium, 1330 nucleotides. RefSeq lists its product as uncharacterized. Lineage: Eukaryota; Fungi; Ascomycota; Sordariomycetes; Sordariales; Chaetomiaceae. The record is from RefSeq and is a predicted model, not a curated record. The coding region runs from base 140 to 1138 and encodes 332 amino acids. The transcript has a single exon.